Molecule: messenger RNA, 648 nt
Organism: Sporothrix schenckii 1099-18
Lineage: Eukaryota; Fungi; Ascomycota; Sordariomycetes; Ophiostomatales; Ophiostomataceae
Exons: 1
Coding region: 1-648 (215 amino acids)
Cellular component (GO): Ino80 complex
Source: RefSeq, a predicted model, not a curated record
AUGGCCUCUCCAAGCUCGGCCAUGAGCACGACGGAAGUUGAGCCCCAAACGUCGCCUGCCCCCAACGACAAGUCCUUUGCCACAAACGCGGCGAACCUGACCGAAGACGACGCCAGCGACCGUGAGAAUGGCACCCCGCGGAACACGUCACGGAACACGAGCCGCAUGAUGGACACACCCGACGUAUCAGAACGCCGCGGUGGUGCUGGCAGUGGGCGCGGUCGGGGCCGGGGCGGUCGCGAUUCGUCGGCUGCCGGUGGUGCCAAUGGCGCGGGGGGGCCCGGCGUGUUCAAGGACCCCAGCGCCAUUGGCAAGAUCCGGCAUCUCAAGAAGGAGGAUGGCGAGCCGCUGUGGCGUGUCGACAUCCAGUACGACUUUCUGCGGGCCGUCUUCGCCGACGAGCACUGUGUUUUUACAAACAGCUACGAGCCAGACACGAUGCCCAAGCAGUGCUUCGCGGACCUGUACAUUGACACAAUGGCCCGAAGCAGCAAGACCAGCAAGAUUUUGCACGACAAGCUGCUGACGGACCGCGAAGCGGCCAAAAACAUGGCCAUGGUGUGUCUGCUGGUCAACAUCGGCCGCAUGAACACCACGUUGAAUUGUGAGUCGUCCCUCUCUCUUUCCACACUCACACUCUCUCUCUGA